This is a messenger RNA of Fusarium keratoplasticum, 297 nucleotides long. RefSeq lists its product as uncharacterized. The transcript has a single exon. NCBI's taxonomy places the organism in Eukaryota, Fungi, Ascomycota, Sordariomycetes, Hypocreales, Nectriaceae. The coding region runs from base 1 to 297 and encodes 98 amino acids. The record is from RefSeq and is a predicted model, not a curated record.
AUGCACCGAUGCCACUCCGCCAUCGAGAUCAAAGCCCUCAUCUUGGCUUCGUCUACUAUGCUGGCUUGCCUGGAAGAAAACAAACCCCGUUGUCUACAAGGCGUGGCAGAGAGGCUCAAGUCCCAGAUUCAAUCAGACUCUCUGCUUCCGCUGGCUUUGCUGGCUGGUCGCCUUCGGCACGUUCGUGAGAAGUACCAAGGAUCCUCGAGAGGAAUCCUGAGAAGCAGGAUACAGCAGGUCCUCAAAGAAGAGAUUGACUUUAAAGGAUAUGAGGACAAUUUGAUCGCUCUUUGCUAG